This is a messenger RNA of Aureobasidium musti, 1791 nucleotides long. The record is from the annotation of a GenBank genome assembly. NCBI's taxonomy places the organism in Eukaryota, Fungi, Ascomycota, Dothideomycetes, Dothideales, Saccotheciaceae.
AUGUUACAACAACUUUGCAAGCACCUGCGCUUGGUUGGUCUGUUGAUUGCCGCUGUGGCUGGUCUCCUCACGGCACUGUUCGCGGUCCACCAGCUUGUGCUUCCCGUUGUCGGCUGGAUCUUCCCUUCCCUGGAAUCAACAUUCUUUGACCUUGCCGUCUACGGUGGUUACCCGCAACGUAAUUACAUCUCACACAACUUGACUUCACCAGACCUGCAACAAGUACGGUGGGAUGACAGAUGCGACAAUGGCUUCAUCUUUAUCUCUCCUCAAGGCAAAUCAGUCGAACACCCUGGUCCUAUGAUUCUAGAUGCAAGAGGAAACCUUGUAUGGCAGACAGACCAGUAUGGACAGGCCAUGAACUUGAAAGUCCAGGAGUACAAGGGUGAGAAAUACCUUACCUUCUGGGCUGGUCUACGAGGAUCAAGCUAUGGCUAUGGAAAUUACUAUAUGGUGAGCAUACCUAACUGCUGGUCAUCACCACUCAAGGUUAACUGUCUCGCAGNNCUCGACUCGUCCUACCAAGAAAGAUAUCAAGUCUCUGCCGUUGGCGAGGGCCUCAAGGGCGACCUUCACGAAUUCACUCUUACGAAAGACGGCACGGCGCUCAUCACCGUCUACAAUGCAACACAAACCGACAUGACCGCAAUGCGAAGGCCAGUGGAUGGCUGGGUCAACAACAACUUGUUUCAAGAGAUUGAUGUCGAGACUGGCAAGUUGCUAUUCCAGUGGAAUGCGCUAGACCACUUCUCUAUCAUGGACUCGUUCUACACGCAUCCGCUGGCCGGAUACUGGGAGUCGAUUCCAUUCGAUUGGUUUCACAUCAACAGUGUCGAGAAGGACGACCAUGGUGACUACCUUAUAUCGUCUCGUCACCUCCACUCCCUAAUAAAGGUCAACGGUACCACUGGCGACGUGGUCUGGACUCUUGGAGGAAAGCAAAACAGUUUCAAGGAUACCUCAGCUGGCGAAGCAACGACUUUUAGCUGGCAGCACGAUGGUCGCUGGCUGGAUCAGGACCAGGGUAUUCUCACCGUCUUCGAUAACAGCGAUGCCGGCCCUCUUCACCUAGACGCCUCGUACUCUACCGCUCGCAUGAUCCAAAUCAACACAACCGACAACACAGCGAAACUCCUACAUAAAUAUAUCUCUGAUAGACACACUCGCGCUGCCUCGCAAGGCUCGGUCCAAGUCCUGCCGUCCACUAACACCGUUUUCGUUGGCUGGGGCCAUUCACCAGUCUUCUCGGAAUUCGAUGUUGACGGCACAUUGAUUUGUGAAGCUCAUUACGGCGCGCAAUACAUCUCACACUACGGCCGUGUAACAUCAUACCGCUCGCUCAAAGCUGAUUGGGUUGGCGCACCCCUCGAACCUCCGACAGCAAAAAUUCAGGCUGGAAGACUAUACGCAUCCUGGAACGGUGCUACAGAAAUUGCGACAUGGACAUUACAAUCCGCCGACUCCUGGACGAAUUCCGAAUUUGGAGAUGUCGAUGUGGUCGACAAGGUAGCCUUCGAAACUUCAUUCCUAUUACCUGAGGGCACCUCAGAAACAUUAUACCGUGUUGUUGCUUCUGAUGUCGAGGGCAACAUUCUCGGAACCUCUGAAGUUGCGAUCGAAGAUACGACGACGACAGCGCAGAGCGUAUGGAGUAUUCUACUUCCCCUUGGAGGUAUCUGCGGCGUAAUAGUCGGCUUCAGCGCUCUGAGACGUCUCAGAAAAGGAGAGCGUGUUCUGCCCAAGUGGAAGAGAGGGAUGAGCAGCUAUUCGCACAAGUACACCCGCUUGUGA